Plutella xylostella (diamondback moth) is the source of this 16782-nucleotide messenger RNA. The record is from RefSeq and is a predicted model, not a curated record. Lineage: Eukaryota; Metazoa; Arthropoda; Insecta; Lepidoptera; Plutellidae.
CAAAAUUAUGACUGUGAUGAUUGAUGAAGAGAUUACGAUAAAACGAUUUUAAUGCUUUAAUUUGAUAAAUAAGAUGUGUGCAACAUUAAAAUUUCAUGUGAUAGCAUCAUUUACUAAAUAUGCAACAAGCCAGUAAAGGAAUUACACCGUAAACAUGGAUAAUUUCACCGGGUCAGUGGAUGACCCGGUGGCGCAGCGAUGGAACUCCUCGUCGAUAGACUUCGGGGACAUCACGAUGGAUCGGAACUUCGCGCUGCUAAUUGUCUCACUUAUAUCGGCGAUACUGUGGAUUGUUUACAUAACGUACUACAAUAACCGAGUGCUGGGCUACAUACUAACGAGGCUGAUCAAUAAAUUCUACUUCCAAGAUGAGAACUUCAAAAUAGGAUCAUUUACACUCAAUGCCCUUUCCGGCAAGAUCAUGUUCCGAGACAUAGUGUACAUAAACUAUGACUACACUCUGCGGAUCCAAGAUGGCUACCUUAUCUUCCGGUGGUGGAGAUCCUAUAUUCCUAAAGAUGUUUCUGAAGAUCUGUCCCACUCAGACACGCGCCUGUCGAUCAUGCUAAACGGCUUCGAGCUUCAUUUCUACAACCGCUGUGACCUUUACAAUGAACUAGAGAAGAUAUUCGGCCUUGAGCCUGUCAUCAAACAACACAAUGACGACAAUGACUCGGCAGACAGAGACAAAGCUAUGAAUGAUGCAAAUGAGAAAAGAAGACGAGCACAGGGUGCCGUCAGGUCAGAGGCCGCGAUGGCGAGGACGUGGCGUGAUCUCAUACCUGUCAUCAAAAUAGACAUCUGCACGGGCCGCGUCGUUUUCGGAAACCGACUAGUGCCUACAACGCUCUCUAUCAGUGUUGAAGAAGCUCAUCUGGUCUACAGCACCAAACCCCCUGCUUCAAGCUUAGACCACCUCAUGCAUUUUGUAAAAGCUAAAGCAGAGAAUUGUAAGGUGAUGCUGGCGCCCAGCCCCAACUACACGGCCAUGGUGGAUGAGCCGCCGAGGUAUAUGGGGGAGGGGUUUGUAGUCAUGAGCUCUAACUACAUUGAGGUGUACUUCUACAUGGACGAGCCAGGAUUAGUUCCAGAGCAACCAGUCCUACUGCAACUUGCUAAUGGCGAUGUGGUCGAGUCUGCUCCUCCCAUAUGGGGUGUCGAUAUUAAGUGCGGGAAAGGUACUGAUUUUAGCUACGGCCCUUGGGCGGAUAGGCAGAGGGAUCAUCUAUUCAAAUUCUUCUUCCCCCCGGAUUAUAAGAGCCUGGAGGUUUCACCACAACCCAAACCAGGCGACAGAAGGCAAACACAGUCAUUUGACAUCAGGCUCUCUACACUAAACGAGGCAACUAUAGACAUUCUAUUUACGAAAAACAAAGAAACCAAUGCAGUGCAUAUAAAUAUCGGUGCUGGUUCGUACUUGGAAGUCACUCUGCCCUGGAUUGUGCUCCAAGAUGGCUACACAACCAAAAUCACUGGACAGCUCCUCCAUUUAGAAGCAACAACAAGUCUGCAGUACAGAAGCUUGGCGGAAAGUGAGACCUUGGAGUAUACAGUGAAAUGUCACUACCCUCUAGUGUGGAACCACCAUCAGUGCUGGCAGCUCUCCCUCACAGGGUGCAAAGCCACCGCCCAUCUCGUCUACACUCACAUAGACUUCUUCCUAGAUCUAGUGAAUGAUUGGUCGAACAAAGCACGACCCGACAUCCUACACUUUGUCCCAUACACAUGGAAGAUAUCUUUGCUCCUGAAAGAAUGCGAAGUAGUCACGGUCAGCAACCAGUACAACUGGAUAGACUGCAGUUCUACCAACCAAGAAAAUAAUCAUGUCGCCUUUUGCGGGGACCUUCUGGACGUCUCAUUCGAUCUUCCGUUUGUUGACUUCCUGCCCGAUGUUAUUCCCCUAAAGUUCUGGAUUCAAGGUGAGGCUGUCGACAUGAGCCUUUAUCUCCCAGAAGUAAACACAUCAAGACUUCUUCUGCUAUCAAUAGACAAGAAUAUGAAACUAGUGCCGUGCAGAUUAAAAGCUUCGAAAUGGCGACGGAAAUGUGUUAAAUCCCAAGGCUGGGUUGAUUGUUGGUCAGUGCCAAUAGUAGCCCUCAGUCUGCGGUAUAAUUAUCACCCGGUCCCACCGCUCGGCCCAGAGCCCCAAGCAGAUAUCACAACACCAGAAAAAGAGGAGAUACUCCUAUCUCCGAUGCGAAUACCAAGAAUGAGGAAACAGCCUCAGAUGAACUGGAAUAUAGAUGGAAACAAUUUCGACAGAACCUCGCUGCCGCCAGAUAAAGUCAGUGUGGAACUUGAAGUGGGACCUUCUAUACUCCUCGCCUAUGGAACUAUCAUCACAAGUUUCAUGAACCUUCUCGAGAACAUCUUUGGAGAAGACCAAACAUUUACUGACAUGCAGAAGACACCGAACAUGGACGUAUUUAAUUGGACGCCACCAGAAAACAUAACAAAGCUCAAUGAUAAGAGCAGUAUUAACCAACACACCGAAGUUAAUAUGGAUGACUCAUCAGAUUCGUGCAAAGGUCCUUUCGACCCGAGAAAGUAUAGACCGUUAGACGUGACGGUUUCAAUCAUACUUCACGAUAUUCAAGCGCAUUUAGUGAAAAACUGCAGUGAAAACGAACCACCAUGUCCUGUCGUUCUGAUUGAAAGAUUUGGAUUUGAAAUGGACAAGAGCUUCAAAGAGACGAAACUCCAGCUGCUGAUAAGUCCUUCCAUAUUAGUAUCCGCUAACAAUUUGUCCCGAACAAACCCGAGCAACUCAGGAGCUCUCUAUCAAGGUCACCUGAUGUUAUCAUCCUUCCAGUUAAGAGGGCAUGGUUUCUUCAGUGAUUCAAAUAGAACCGUCGAAGAAGAUACCAUAGAGUACGCAUGGAAGAUGGAACUGCAACUUGGGCAGUUGACAGGCAGAAUCACCAUGCCACAACUAUACCAAAUCAUUUCAUCGCUCGAAACAUUCCUUCUACUCAUUUGCGACAGUGAAAAUGAGCUAGCUGCCCCGAAUCCAAUGAAAUAUUGUCAUCAUGGGCUAAAUAAUGUGAUGUGUUCCGAAACGGACUUGGCAUCAAAAUACCGAUGUCCGACUCCGAACGAGAUCAAAUAUAAAAUGAUCCGUGUGGCUAUUGACCUGAUCGACAUCUACAUCGCCGAUGUCAACACCACGCUACAGACGUGGGUGUCUCCUGUGAGGUUCAGUUUCUGUAACCUCCACGGCUCAGGUUGCGGCAACGGAAUUUCUUGUUUGCUGCCAAAUAUAAAACUUGCUCUCUACACACAAACAAAUAUGCAAACAAGUUCUCACCACCAAUCCACUGGAAGCGGCGUCAGUCAAACUAAGUCUCCUGAAAUGGACAAUUGGGUCGGUGUCGGAUCCGUAUCCUUAGGCCCUAUACUAAUGGAAGUCGCCACAGCGUUGCCACAAAGUCCAAAGAACUUGCAGUUAGUACAGCAGAAGUUUUUAAAACUACAUGAUGACAAAACGAAAAGGCUUUGGUUUUUAUGGCCCAAUGAGGGAAAAACCAGCCAAUGCGGAUGCACUGGAGGCUGCGCAUUUUUUGGGUCGAACAGAAACGGACCCAAUUUCUUCAAGCCUACUCCCUCGGAUGUUCAGGAAGGUGUUAAUGUUGCCAUGUUCAAUAUAAUAGAAACACCCGGAGAAUACGGAUACGGUCAGAGUUUGCUGCAUCCAGGUCAGCUGGUGUUCCACACGCCUCCUUACAACACAAUGAAUGUAUGUUUGCAACCCGCUGUAUCUCUGAUACCGUCGCCUUUGCCUCAAACAAUGAACAAGUCCCCACAAAGUAUAGAGCGACGAAGCCUAACAAGAAGAUUCUCAUACACCAGCAUGGGUAAAGGAAGCACCAAUCUAUUGGUCUCUAGUACCAAAAGUGACGUACCAUACGCAAGGUUGGUCGACUCCAGCAUUCCCUUAGGAAGCUCAAAGAUUGACAGUGAUUCCAAACUAAACAAAAGCAUUCUUAGUGUGCCACAAAUGGAGAGCAGUGUAUCUGAUUCUAGGUUGGCUCUAAACUGCAUCGAGAAGAAUCUAUCAAACACGAAGAAAAGCCAAGAAAACGAUGCAUUUACUGUACCCAAACUACCGUCAAAAAGCGUAGCAGUUUCAGAAUCUCACUAUUCGCUGAACUCACAAGUGCCGCACGAAGAAACUGCUCCCAAGGAAGUGCAGCGAACUAUGUCCAUCACAAGCGAAAACCACUCCGAGGCAUUCUUCUCAGCUGAUGAAGACAUGUUCCCUAGCCGAUCGUCUAGCUUAAAACAUUCGUUUGGAAGUAGACACAGCAAUCAUAAAGACAAGAGCUCUUUUGGCAUCAACGAUAUCAAUACCGAAAAAUGGACCAAUUCGAUGCCUCGUUCUGAAGUUGUUGACGGACCGGACACUAUGAGUAACUUGAGUACAGGAGCGCAGCCAGAUUCGGAAAGCGGCUCAGUCUCUUCCACGUCAUUCAUCUCGGCGAUCUCGUCGCAGGAAGACAUGACGCUCGUGAAUCUUCACAUGCAGACCAACAAGCCCAUUGUGGACUCUCCACUGCUCAUGGCCAGCUACAUGCAGAACUUGCCUCAGUACAAAUGUACCAACUGGUACACCUGCUCGCUACCCAGCGGCAGUGACGUCUACACAGUGCCGCUGUUUAGGAGAGCAGACGAUGGCUCCCUGAUUUAUGUUGGUCAAAAAUAUCUACCAAGCUUUGAACCACUUGGAAAGGUCAGCAUUCUGAAAUUGGUUCCUAAAAAGGACCUGCCUAACCAGAGCCAGACGGGGCCAUAUAGCAACUUGAUCCCCAAUUUUAAUUCACAAAUCAAGUCGCAUCCGUAUCCGAUAGCGUGGUGGGAUCUUCAACAAAACGUUCAAGAUAACCAAGAAAAUGCGACAGAGAAGAGCAGCACCACAUCCACUGCUACCACCACCAGCGACAGUAAAGUGGGUAUAUUCGUCAAACUACGUGGAGAAAUUGACAUCAUGCUGAGUCCGUUAGUUCUGGAAAGUACGCAGAAGUUCGUCGAAUCACUCACGCCAGUUCUAGCCAACGUGCACCCGAUAACUGUCAUCAACCAUCUGCGACUGCUGUGCAUAUCGUCUGUGGAGAGCGGUAACGUGCUGAAGCAAAAACAGUUCGUGUUUAACUGGCUGCCUCAGAUGCAGGCUCGAGCUAACCAAAGCAUAGCAGCCGACAAAGAUGACAAGUGCAAACUUUCAACUAUCCCGAGCACAAAUAUCUACGAAGAAACGAUAUACGAUCUCCUUCAAGCCACAGUUAACAUUCCUAAAGUGAACAUGGUGUUCAUACAAUCGUCUGUGGUUGAAGACAUGAUAUCAUUCUCGGCACUAGACAAUAUCCAAGACUUGACAUGCGUGUCGUUUUUCGGAAUAUCUGUGGAGAACAUUACGGCGAAGUUCGUCAGUUCAAAGAAGACACUGGAGUCUGUCCAGUUGUACUACAGGCCGACUCUGAGGGCUCUUGGCAGUAAGAAGUCCUUUGGGAUAAUGAAAGGGCCGAGAGCUCUGAUUUCAGCCUCGUCGGGGUCAGGUAGAAAGAGAGGACAAGAGAAGGGUGACCCCGUUUAUAUUGAGAACUCUCAACAACAAUCUGAAGAUAUUAACUUCAACUUAACUGUCGGAAAAGUGCACGGUCAACUUCGGCGCAUACGCAAUGAAACGACGUCAUUGAAAGAUGCAACGAUCACUGGCAUUCCGAGCCACCAUUCCAAAGUGUCCUUCAAGUUUAUCAAGGUGGACCCUUGCGCUAAAGGACCCGAACCAUUGAAUGUUCCAAACGGCAAUACAACAGACGCCCAGAAAGAGAACGCGAUUGGCUACAUCAUGUUUGAGUGCGGCCUCGAGGGCAUAUCCCUGAAGGUGUCCAAACAUUCCCAGCUACAAAAACCCAGCGAAGAGAAGAAACCGUCCAAAGAGAAUGAAAGUUGUCGGGAAUCUGUGAAAUCCGCCGAAGAAGUGAAGGUAGAGAAACCGGAGAAAGUCAAGAAUAGAACCUCCGGUAUUGAGGAUCUCUUUCGGAAAAGGGAGUCAAGUUCAAAGCCUAGUACACCUAAUUUGAGUGCGACGCAGCCGCCGCCCCCGCCGCCACAGCAAGUACCACCCGCGGCGCCCGAACCCUCCACCCCUGGCCCAGACCAGGACGGCUCCAACAACGACAGCAACACCACCAUCGUGCCGGUCAAGGACAACGGCAACUCGACGUCCUGCGCCAUAGAUCUCAAGGUCGUGUGGUUCAACUUCGCCGCGCCUCCUCGUACGCCGAUUACUAAGAAGAUUGACUAUACGAGACUAGACUGGAACCUGCUAAGCACAGCCUCUCCCGCCAUCAACGCAUGGAUGAACCCGUGCAACCGCGUGGGCAUCCGCGUGGUGGCGCUGUGGCGGGCGCGCGCGCGGCGCCUCGCCGCCACCGCCGCCAGCCUCAUGGCCGCCGCGCUCGACCUGCCUGACCACCACACGCUGCCUAAGAGUCGCUACGGCCGUCACACGCCCAUGGCUAAGCAACUUCGAGAAGAGCCAUCACUGCAACUGUGCGCCGUGCUACUGAGAUACGCACUGCAAGCCGACGCCGCGGCCGUGCAGGCCGACCUGGCCGAGAGGCAUCUGCCGUCCUUGUCUACGCUGCGACAGGGUGUGAUCGUGCUGAGUCGGCAGUGGAAGAACAUUCUGUACACGCCGCUGCUCUUCGAGCACAACUUCAAGAGCAAAGUCAUGAAGCCUCUGAAUGUGACCUUCGCUUUGCCCAACUUGAUGGAGGAUUCAGCAGAAGGGUGGCAGGAGUACCAGCUAGAGACAGAAGUGUUGGACGAAAACUGUUUACUUCUGGACAUGGAGGUGGACAAACUCAACAUGCCAGCGGCGGGCGACAGUCCGCGCCCGCACUCGCAUCCGUCGUCGGCGCCGCCCUCCGUGCGCGGCUCCCACAGCGCCCGAGGCAGCCUGGCGUUCCCGACGCUGCCCUUCUCCACCAGGAAACCCGCCUUCCAUGAUGACGCCAUCGCUAACUACGGAACCCUGAAGGAAGAUCUACCGAUGGUGGGGUCCAACCCGUCGUUGUAUUCGCCUCAUGGAAGCGAUGAGAACAUCAAAAACGAUAGAGCAAGAGAAGACCUUUAUCAGUGGAUGGCUAAGCAGGAGCCGAUUAAAGUGGAAACCAAGAGCAAGAAGCCUCACCUCCCGCCGUCCAUGACCCCCCGGCUGGUGCCUCUAGCCAUGCCGGCGUGCAGCCUGUACCCGCUGCAGGGCUCGCUGAUGCUGCUGGACGCGCACCUCGUGUUCCAGCCGCUGCUCGCGGCGCUGGGCGUGUCCCCGCACCAGGUGGCUAGCCGGGAAUCCACAAACCCUGCCACCGGAUCACCUCGUGCCACCUCGCCCGCGCUCGAGUCACUCGGCUCUAGACUGUCUCUAGUGGCGUGGAUGGAGAUGUUAAGGAUACACAUCAUUGUGAGCGACCUGUCCAAGCAUGAGCAUAGGAAGGCUAAGGGGAAGAACCCCCAAACCCACUCAGAGCUGACCUCCGAAGCCCCAGCAUUUCUAUGCGAGAAGGUGUCAAUAGACGUGGACCUCAAGAAAGUGGCAGAUAUGGCGGUGGAUGACCUCAUUCAGAGACAAAACGUCCUGUAUAUUUCCAGAGGACAGUUGAAGAAACAUAUCAGCACUAUGGUCAACUUUAAUAUAAGUGUGCGGUUUAUUUCACAACAGGUCAACAUGCCUCUUUUGCGAUUGCUGCAUCAAAUAAGCAAUAUGUACCAAAACGUCAAAGACACACAGAUUGAGCUAAGAAGCCAAACCAAGAUCUCACAUAGACAAGACAAACACGCUUCUUCCUCAGUUUCAGACUUCCAAGAGAACCUAGUCAGCGUCACCUCGCUAGAAAAGGACGCACAAUACGCAGCCAUGGAGCCGAAGUGGGACGUCCUGACUCCGCUGCCCAGCGCCCCUGACCGCGCCUCCUGGGGCACUCAGAAGAGCACCACUCCUCAGCCCGUGAGGUCCAGACCGCAGUCUUUUGCGCAGAAGCUGAGGUCUACGGGCAAGACUGUGAAGGGGAAACUUGGCUACAGCUCGCUGAACGAGGGCGCGCACACGCCCAUGUUCCCCCCCACGUCGCCCCCCGCGUCCCCCGCGCCCGACGGCAAGCUCACCCCGCGCUGCUGGCGCACCCUGUACCUGCUGCUGGAGCUGUACGCCGCCAUGCCGGACGCCAGCACCAUCACUCACAGAUUCUCAGUAACGCCGAACAUGCCGGAGCAGUACCGCCACCGUGGGGCGCCCUCGGCGGACCCCCACGCCCGAGACGCUUCAGUAUCGUCUAGUACGCCUUCUGGCAUCGUGCUGAGGGGAGUCGCUAGAAUCCACCGCACCCGUCUGCUAGCCUCUCUCUCGGGGCUCAAACUCGAAGCCGAGAUCACUUCGCUCCAGGGCUCACUGUCGGCGUCGCGCGCGCGGCAGUGGUCGCUCACGGGCACGCUCGGCCGCAGCAUGAUCGUGCUGCUGGAGGGACAGCCGCCCGCGCAACAAACCGUAGUCCGAGUCACAGUCGGCAAGUCCCAAUCCCUCUACUCGUGGGACGCCCAGGGCGCUGGGGCGGGCGGCGGCGCGCUGCUGUCCGUGGGCGGCGUGCGCGUGGAGCUGCCGCAGCACCCCGUGGCGCUGCACGGCGUCAUGACGCGCAGCACGAGGCAUUUGAGUGAUACGCUGCAGGAGCUAGGCGUAACCCGCGCCUCCCCGCGCCUCUCCCGCGGUGGGGCUGGCUCAGAGGACGAGGAGGGCUCCCCGCCCCCCGCGCCACCCCCGCCCCCGCCCGCCGCGCCGCCGCCGCUGCCGCCGCUGUUGCACUUCUCUAUUGUGCUACAAAGCCUGAGCGUGACAGCGGCGCUCCUGCCGUCCCUACAAGCCCAAUACAAGAUGGAGCACGUGCACGUGGUGGGCGUGACGGGCAACAAGGCGCACUUCACGGUGGAACUGCCGCAGCACGAGCUCAGCUUCGUCACCAAGCUGCAGGUGACAGAAGCGAACAUCCCGGCCGCGGCGAGCGUGGCCCUCCCCGGGGUGCACAUCGGCGCGCGAACGGUGGAGGGAGGGGCGGGCGAGCAGGCGGAGGGCGUGGUGCUGCGCCCCGGCCGCUACCUGGCCGCCACCGCUGACAUCGCGCGCUUCGAGCACACGCUGUCCACACACCUUCUCAACCACCUCGUCUUUGUGCAGAAGGUCUUCAUGAAGGAAGUGAACGAAGUGGUGCAGAAGGUCUACGGAGGAGAAAAACCCGUGCCGUUCUGGAAUGAAGAGGAGGCGUCCACUUCUGCUCUCAACAGGAUUCUGUUCUCACUCACCAUUAGAAUAAAGAGGAUCCAACUGACAGCCACCACGCCCAGCAACUCGGCGGUGCGGCUGGAGACGGGCGCCGUGCAGUUCCAGCUGUCCAAUAGAGUGCAGCAGCCGGGCCAGCUGCGCAUGUUCGCCAAGGCACAGGUGGAGUUAAACUUGAGUCUCGGCCAACUGAUCCGGAACGCCAUGUUUGAAGAAGCGGAGCCGGAAUUUCAACAAUAUGCAUUUUUCAACACUAAAAUAUCCCUCCGCAACGCAUUCCAAGACGAGAUGGUGGCCGGUGAUGACAAGGAAGUGGUCCUCAUAACCCUGAAGCGACCACUCAUCUACAUCCAGCCAGUAGCCGUGGACAAGGCCAUCCUCGUGUGGCUGAACUAUAAGAACGCGUAUGAAUACUGGACCGAGAAGCGACUGAGUCUGAAUAAGGAGGUGCUGACGGCCACGCAGCAGCUAUUUGAGAAGGUGCAACUGUCAUCACAAAUGGCGGCUCCACACCUGAGCACGUUGUUCCUGCAGCUGAAUGUCGAUGACAUCGGGAUCUGUCUGCCGCUCAACCAACCGCCUGUGGCACCGUGGGGACACCGAAACCUGUACGAGUUGGAAUCACGGGGCGCUGUUGUCAUCACUCUGGAGAGCACCAGCAUCUCCGCUUGUAGCUCAGGAUCUCUAGUCAGCAAGGGCCGCUUCGUAGGGCUCUGCCUACGGUUUGCGGAAGACUUCGAAACGUCUCUGGACGACUGGAAGCCGAACCCCGACGACUCCAACAACAUCUGCAGCGUCUCCGAGGGCACGUAUGAAGUGUGCAGCACUACUACUGCCGCUAAACAUAAUGAAAACGCCAAAUGGUUCCUGAACGUGUCCUGGCAAAUGGAGGGCGUGGACAUCCACCUGGACGUGAACGUGGGCAAGCAGCUGUCCGCCCUGGGGCACACCUUGACUAUGUUGACUGGAGUGGAGGAGGAGGACCCGCUGAAGAUGGACUACGAGAGUGACUUGGAUGAUGAAGCCGAUAAUAGCAAGGAUUCACAGGAAAGCAUAGUCCUCCGGCGCAAAUACACAGACCACCUGCCAGCCUUCGUGUUCGACACGACCAUCGACGCCAAAAAGAGGUCUAAGCUCAUCGAGAAAGAAAUGAAUGAACAGGCCAAGAUCAUCAAUGACUUGAGGACGUUGGGAGCCAGUCAUAGCACCAUAGAGUAUGAGAUGAAGAGGCUACAUGAUUUGGAGGCGCUAGUGUUUAAGGACUUCCGACGCGACAUGAUACAGAAGCUCCGCCGCCAGAGCGUGCGGGCCAGCUCCAUCACGAAAGGAAAACUCGGACUCGGCUCCAACCGUAGCAAGUCCUUCGUGGCCGCGCCGCCUGAAGACCAGCAGGUGGACCUUGCGGACCCGCUGGCGCUCGGCUCCAUGGGCGCGGGCUCGUCCGGUGAGACCCUGCUGCUGGGCGACGACGAGCACCGCCUGGCAGACAUCAUAGAGGGCGCCAGCUGGAGCUCCGUCGAGAGCGACACUGGGGAGGUGUAUGGGAAAGGGGGAGGGAGUUCACACCCCAGUGCGGACCCGCUGGCGCUCGGCUCCAUGGGCGCGGGCUCGUCCGGUGAGACCCUGCUGCUGGGCGACGACGAGCACCGCCUGGCAGACAUCAUAGAGGGCGCCAGCUGGAGCUCCGUCGAGAGCGACACCGGGGGAGGGGGUUCACACCCCAGUGCGGACCCGCUGGCGCUCGGCUCCAUGGGCGCGGGCUCGUCCGGUGAGACCCUGCUGCUGGGCGACGACGAGCACCGCCUGGCAGACAUCAUAGAGGGCGCCAGCUGGAGCUCCGUCGAGAGCGACACUGGUCCAUCGCGCUCGGCGUCGCUCCGCGGCUCAGGUGCCCGCGUCAGCUUCCAGCCGCCGCCCGUGCAGCGCCAGCGCUCCCUGCCGCAGCCCAGCUGGAGGCACGACCCUGGAUUGCUAACAACAGACGGCGGAGGACAAUCAUCGACAGAAUCUAAAACCCAAAGUCAGAGCAGCAAAGCCAAGCAAACGGAGCCCAACAUAGACUUCGAGUUGGACGUGAAGGUGCACAUCAACAGUGGCAAGUGCAUGCUGCAUACGAAGGAGCCGACUAAAGAUGAUGAUAUGAAGAUUGGUUCGCGCAUGCGCGUAGGCCGCUCUUGCAGUGGGGGCGUGUCAGAGCUGGGAGUGGGGGCUCCGCCUUCGCCCCCCGCGCGCCGCGCCAAGCCGCCCGCCCCGCGCUCGCCUGCCAUCGACCUCACUGUGUUUAGAGUGCCUGGGUUGGAUGUUAAGGUCCACUACGAGUCCAAAACCGUCUCCCCGUCGCCGGGCGAGGCGCGCAAGGUGCCCUGCAAGAAGGCGGCGCUGUUCGCGUGGCUGACGCUGCAGAGCAUCCCCGAGGAGACGGUCAUCAGCCCGCACAUCCUGGAGUUCCUGGAGCAGACGCUCGAGCCGCUGCCGCCCAAACACGAGCCGCAGCCGCAAGCGGAAACCUCGCGCGCGACCGAAGACCCGUCCUACAACCAAUACGUCUACGCUUCCUUCCCCGUUGACGUCAUAGUUCACUUCCACAUGCAGCCGUCCACGUUCCGGUUCAGCUGUCUGCCGGCGUCCAGGGUCGAGUGUCUGUUACAACUGCCUUCUCUGCAGAUUGUGGCCAGCUCUAAACGGGCUACUGACCAGGACGUGACCGAGCCAGCCAUAGCCAUGGGCGGUCUGAGCGUGACCGGCUGCCUGGCUGACUUCUCCGUCUACAUCUUCCACCCUUACGGCGGCAAGAAGUCCAGUGUCAAGGAGGCGCAGUGGUCCCCUCUAUCGGACACAGAACGCAAAGACUCGCUCAGUGUGAACGUGGAGUUUGUGAAGUUCCACCUGUCUCGCUCUCGUAAGCUGGACCACGCCCACAACGACCAAUCAAAGGCCACCGUCAGGUUUUCAACAAUCGUGGACAUAGGCUCGGCGUCGUUCAAGUACGACAUGCGGCGCCUGUCGGAGAUCCUGGCGUUCCCCAAGGCGUGGUACCGCCGCACCAUCGUGCGCCGCAUGUUCCUGGGCGACCUCAGCAUCAACCAGCCGCACGAGACUAGCCCACAAGCAAACAACGUACCAGUGUCUCCGGUGCUACCACAGAGAGAGAGGGCAAAGACUAUGAACAGCCAGGCGUCCAGAGAUAGCACAGCGUCCAUGACGGCUGGCAACGCGGCGUGGGAGACGCUGGUGCUAUUCGCCGUCAACUUCACCAAGCUCAACGUGCAGAUGAACAUGGGCAACGUCAUGGGGAAUGUCAGCUGGCUUUCCAACGACUUCAACUGCACGGGGCGGCUCGGCAUCGGCAGCACGGGGCACCGCAACAUGCUGGUCGGAGUCGCCCUAGGAGGUUCCUCUCUAGACGCGAGGGGGGGGAUAGUUGGUGGGGCUAUAUCGCUGUCUUCGCUUGAUACUUAUGUCCACAUAGAAGAGGAACCCGGCCGCAGCCCGGGCCACGUCGCCGGCUUAUCCCUGGGAGCCCUAGAACUACGGCUAGAGUACAUGGGAGGUGGCGUGCUGAUGGCGCGAGUGUCUCGCCUGCAGUGCAAGCUGAGGGACGAGUGGAGGGAGCCCGCGCAGCCGCGAGGCCCAUCAAUAAUCCUGCUCCACGGCGCGCUAAGCUGGCACCAGCUCCAGAUCCUGAUGUCCCGCUCCAGCACCCCGGAGCUGCUGAAGAUGCAGCUGAAGCUCGAGGAGUUCUUCUCCCAGCAGUUCAAGUCCAGCCGGCGGGUGUUUAGCUCGCUGCAGGGCGGGCAGGGGUAUAGGGGAGCGAGGGCGAGGGCUAAGGAUAAGGGAGCUCCACCACCAUCAUCAUCAUCAGCCGCCGCACCAGUGCCUCAACCCGAGCUGCGCCACCACCGGCACUGGCAGAAGGUGCUGCAGCUCAUCACCGGCGUGCGGCUCACCACACUGCCCGAGACCAUGCAGUGCAACGGCACGGUGCUCGGCGGCACGAUGGAGCUGCAAGGCACCAACGUGUCCCUCGCCUGCUUCCACGGCAACAGCUUCAAGGCCAAGUCUUGGGCGCUGUUCAGUCUGAAGGAGCCGUGUAUUAGUUUUGCUACUGAAGCGCAGCAGCGGCCGAAUGAUGAAGGCGAGAUGGAGGUCCACGUAGUGCAGUCGCUGACAGCUUCCCUCGGCUCCUCAUCAUCAGCCGGAGCCCGCCACCAGUCCAUGGGCACGGUGUGUCGCAUGACGCGGGCGCUGCUGUUCCCGCCGCAGUUCAAGACGCUGCGCGAGUGGUUUCAUUAUGCGUUCGCUAAUAGCGAGAUUGAUGCAAUAGAAAACUUCCCGUCCAUCGAGCGCGACGCCCCAUCCGGCCCCAACACCUCCUCCGUGGAGCGGGACCGCGAGCGCGACAGAGAGAGACGGGAGCGCGGCGCGGCGGACAAGCACGUGCGCGAGGUGAUCUUCGCGCUGCCGGCGCUGCGCCUGCUGCAGCGCACCGACCACCGCCAGCGCGCGCAGCCGCCCACCGAACACGACAAGAAGCCGGUGGUGGACUGCAGCUUCAUGACGGAGUUCGAGGACCACAUCUUCGUGUCGGUGGACGCGGAGGCCUUCCUGUUCCUGCACGACUUGAUCUCUUCUUAUAUUAAGGAGAAGGAUCGCGUGAUGGCGGGCAGCGGCCGCUCGGCGUGGGGCGAGAACGGCACGACGGCGGCGGCGGGCGACGACUGCAAGCCGUCGCUGCCGCAGGACUACCGCGACUACAACUGUCUGCAGUGGCACCUGGAGCCCACCGUCAGACUGUUAUCCUGGGGCGGCAAAUCCAUCGAGCCGUACGGCGUAGACUACAUCCUACAGAAGUUGGGCUUCAGCCACGCGCGCACCACCAUCCCCAAGUGGCUGCAGAGAGGGACCCUCGAUCCACUGGACAAGCUCCUGUCGCUGGUCCUACUUAGACUGGUCGCUAUAGUACCUCAUAAGUGAGGUCAAGGUAACGGUUAUAGUGAUCGGAUCAGUGUAUUGUGAUGGGAAGUAAUGAGGUUUGAAUUUUGUGCUGUGGAAACUAAUUUGGCUACGGAAAAAAAUAUUUAAAGAGAUGAAUUACAAUGGCUAUUUUUGCAUUAAGUUUUCACAGGACAUCAAUGGUCUCAAAUGUCAAACCUACCCGGUUGGUGUGACCCUAAGGUACCUAGGGUUGGUGAACCUUUUUUCUCUAGAACAAAAUUUUAUUUUGUCUGCCAAAAUAAAAUUGCAUUUGCUGCAAUGGAUGAAGCAAAACUUUUAAUUGGUUAUGUAAUUUCUAAAACUAAAUACUGCCAAUUUAAUUAAUUUGCCAUUCAAUAUGCGAGGCAGUGCAGGAAAGUUUUUGUUAUGUUUGUUAACUGGAGUUACCAUGGUUAUCUUGCAAACUGGCCACGCUGGGCUCAUGAUCUACCUUAAAUUAUAAAUACUUACCCUCUAAUGUAGAUUUUCUAUCCUUCUCACAUUAUUAAUCACUGUGAUUGGAUGAUGUGUGAACGAAUAGGUAGAGAUAGAAUGGUGAUUGGACCAAUGGAGUAUGCGGAAAAUCUCCCUUAUAAUGCAGUUUUUUAGAUCGUUUUAGGAGUUGUGUAGGAAAAUAUUGAUGAAAUUAAAAGGACGACAUCUGCAAACAUAUGCAAUAAAACUAUUUUUCUGAAUAUUUUAGAGAUUUUUCACUCAACUCUGUUUUAAUUUAAUAAGUAGUUCAAUUUGGACUAGUUAUAAAUGUAAGGAAUGUAUCAGAACAUCCGUCUUCUAUCAGCAAGCCCAAGUAAUGAUUGAAGGGCAAAAAGAUAACAUUUUUCGAUGCGAAGCAAAAGUCGCAAAAGUUACUAGUUAUACAUAAUAUAAAUAAAUAAACGGCGCCUUUUCCAAGGACUAGUAAAUACCGCAAUGUAUUCUUAUGAAAUCUAGCAAAAUUCAUGUUAACGGUUUUGAUAUACACAUGUAAUCCCCUCAAGUUAGUCCAUUUAAAUUUUAUUUUAGUAUAAAAUAUUCUUACAAAUAUCGUAAGUUAACAUAUUACACACACACUUUCAUUCCGUACCUAAAAUGUAAAUUCUUAUAAUAUUGACUAGUAUUUAACCACUUCUUUGUAAGGAACCGUAAAGGCAAUAGCAAUGAAAGCCUUGUAGCGAUGUAUAGGUUCGUAUUUGUAAACUUAUCUACAAAGCAUGGGAGGGUCUAAUGUAAAAUGAGUGUAGUUAGUCGCAGAGUUUAAUUUUUUUUAAUGGCCUAUGAACGGUAAUGGUGCUUCUAGAUGAUUGCUAAGUACAAUCUUCUUGUUUAUGCCUUUUUUGAUAAAAUCCUGAUUGCACACACACUUUGAGAUCGCUUGGAACAAGAAUAUGUUCACUAAGGAAUAUGUAGAAAAAGGCAUCAACCUUUUGUUAAAUAUAAUCGCAUCACAUUUUGACUUCGUGAUCUAAAGUAUGAUUCCAAAGAUAUUAAUGAUCGUAGUAUUAGGUUUGUAUUAGUUUUAAUCAAGUUACUGAUUUUAUUAUUUUACGUAAUUAUGGUUUAGUGGUGUAUAUCCAUAUCCAAGUGUGUUUGGUUUUGUUGUAAUAAUUUAUCGAUUAUUUUAGUCAUUUACCGGUUUACAUUGUUUCAUUUAUUUAAUCAAAAUAAAAAACAAAUUCAACAACUACCUAUCCUAUACUUUUUAAUAUAAACAAUCAUAAUUAUAGGUCCAGUGAAAAACAGAAGAUCUAGAACAUUUUGGAAUGGAGCUAGAUUGGUCACAAAAGUAAAUAAGUUCUUACUUAUUUGUAAUUUCGCAAUAAUUUGAUCUAUGUUUUUUAAUUUAAUGGUAUUUUAGUUACAAUGGCUUUACAUGUAAACACUAUAAUUUAAAUGUUUCUUGCAGAUACGCAAAGGUAAAAAGUUUUAAAUACAAAAGGCAAAAGUUUAAUUAUGUCCUUCUAAAGUAGUCACUAUUUGCGUAUCAGUGAGAAAACUUUAAAUGAUUAUUCUGUGAUUUAAAAUAGACAUAAUGCUAUUUACUUUCGAAUCUUUUUAAGUAUCCCGAACAUACCACGAAAUUAUUUGAGUAUAUACUUAAAGUAAGUUUAGCAUGAUGUGAAGUUUGGCAGUCUACAUACCUAGUGAUGUGUAUGUACUUUACUGGCUCCUAUGUAGAGUUUGUAUUGGUAUAAAUCUGGUAUGAACUCUUAAUGAAUUAUCCAAUAAAUAUCAAUUAGAAUUCACCUACAUAAUUUUGUAUAAGAGUGGGCGAUAAGUGCCCUUUUUCGUUAGGUACUUUGAGCAAAGUAGUGUUGUAUGUUUGGGUAAUUUUAUUUUGUUUAAGAUGUUAAUUUUAAAAACCGUUAAGUAAUGGGCUUUAUUACUGUGCUAUAUAAUAUUUUAUUACUAUGGAAUGUGGAAAGAUUGUACAUAAAUAAUGAAAAUAAAGAUGAUAUAAAUAAAUCAAUAUUAGAUCA